Molecule: messenger RNA, 1726 nt
Organism: Amphimedon queenslandica
Lineage: Eukaryota; Metazoa; Porifera; Demospongiae; Haplosclerida; Niphatidae
Product: arginyl-tRNA--protein transferase 1-like
Exons: 1
Coding region: 15-1514 (499 amino acids)
Biological process (GO): protein arginylation
Cellular component (GO): cytoplasm
Molecular function (GO): arginyl-tRNA--protein transferase activity
Source: RefSeq, a predicted model, not a curated record
CUAAUCAUUACGUCAUGGGUGCAACCCAAAACAAGAUGGCGGACGGGGAAGAAGAAGACAAAGAGACUGUAAUGGCGACUCCAGCGGCUCCUGCUUCUCCUCCUGGUCCUUUAGGCUCCUUUAGGAGUAUAGCAAUGUUUGCCUAUCAACCUGGCGGCCCUUACCCGAGCCAUUGCGGCUACUGUCACUCGGCAGAUGAGAGAUUUUGCGUGGAAGGUCUAUUCUCAGACAAAAUGUCCGUACAUGACUUUCAGUAUCUCGUUGAUAGAGGCUUCCAGCGCUCAGGGAAGUUCGUGUACCUCCCAGCCAACAAACUAACCUGCUGUCCACAAUAUGUACUGAGAUUGGACUGUAGUACUUUUCAUAUUUCUAAAGAACAGAGGAGAGCGAUAAGAAAGAUGAACGAGUAUCUUUUAAACGGGAGGAAAGAGGAGGAGGAGGGAGAGAGGUCUGAUACUAAAGGGACUGAGAUUAACGAUCAAAAUGAAGAGAUGGAGGGUCUACCUAGUGAAGGAGCAACAGUCUCAACUCCCUUGAAACCAAAGAAGGUUGUAAAACCAGGAGCAGGAGCAGAUCCUAACUUACCUCGCUGUAAGAAAGCGAAAGAGAGAAGGAGAGAGGCAAAGGAGAAGAAACAAGCUAAGAAAAACCCGCCACAACCUUUAAAACCUGCCCCGCCCACUGCAAAACCCAACCCUACCCAUGUUGAGGACCUACUUACCUUACCAGAUGCAGAAAAAUGCAAGCAUAAAUUAAGAAAAUCUUUAUUAUGUGUCAAUCCGGUUAAUGAUGAGUUUCUCGACACCUACCAGCAAAGUUAUGAGGUUUUCCGCAAGUUUCAAAUGAUAAUCCACAAAGAACCGCCCGAGAAAUGCGAGCAACAACACUUUGACCAGUUCUGUAUUGACAGCCCCCUCGUACAGGAGGAGGGCCCCCCGGGGUCAGAUAUUAAAUAUGGGUCCUAUCACCAACAAUAUUGGAUCGAUGAUAACCUCGUUAUGGUGGGUGUGGUCGAUAUACUACCCAGUGGGGUCCUAUGUAACUAUCUUUAUUACGACCCCUACUACCGAUUCAUUUUCCCGGGGGUCUACUCUGCAUUGUGCGAAAUUUCAAUGAACCAGACCCUCUACCAACGGGUCCCGGACCUAAGAUAUUACUACAUUGGUUAUUACGUACAUGAUUGUCCUAAAAUGAAUUAUAAAAGGAAAUACGACUCGUGCUACCUCCUCUGUCCUAUAACCCACCGCUACGUACCACUAGAGAUCUGUCGGAAGAAACUCGACUCCGCUAAGUACUGUCGGUUCUCUGACGAGGGGGCGGAGGUGGAAAGGGGAGGGGAGGGGGAGCUGGGGGAGGUACUUAUAGCGAGCGAUUUCGGAGAGUUUGGCUACAUAAAGUACUCUUUGAUAAGAGAUAGGAUGGAGGGGAAACUUGAUGAUCUAGUGAGGAGCUAUGUCGGGAUAGUCGGGAAGGAUUUGGCACAAACUAUGAUAUUAAAAAUAGUCGGACUUUAAAUUGAGGAAGAGGAGCAUAUAAUAGUCUUCUUUCUCUCUCUUUAGUACUUAAUUUUUGAACCCAGUUAUUAUUAUAAUUAAAGAUUAUUUCUAUGAAAUAUUAAUAAUUAAUUCUAGUAUCUGCAAAGGAAACAUACACUACAUGUAUAUAAUGUUGAGGACUCAUUUACACAAUUUUUGAUUUACUAUUUGAUUCUUUUUAUACUCAAUAA